AAGUGGAAUACAGAUUUUACAGUAUUAUCGAUUUUUCAUUAGAACUGUAGAACUAUUGCAAGUGCUUUGUGCGGGAUUUGGGCUAGGAUUCGCUAGGGUGGUCUGGACUUGGUCUGGACCGUCUGGACUUCACCUAGGCAAGGGUUUUCCUAAUGUCAUUGUCAGACCAUUUGUCAAAUGUCAAUUUUAAGAAUUUGUAAUUGAUAAGAACUAUUGGUAUUUUACAAUUUUAAUAAAAACAAGAAGGAAGUUGCGCAUCUGUUAUGUUAUGAUUUCGUCUUGUGCGUUGUAAUAUUAGUUAGAAAUAAUAAACUGUUUGUGAAUUUGAAUGCCCAUCGCAAUGGAUAUACUUCUCACAUUAUUCUAUUUGUUAUUUUCCUUUUGCGUUAUUUAUCCACCCACAGAGUUUGUGGCUGCUGGGUUUACUAUUCCUCAAAUAUUUGAGGGAUUUUUAGGUUCCGAAAACACGAACUUUAUCGGAUAUCAUAUGAAGAGAAUAUCAAUAACGGCUUUUAUCCAUUCUUGUUUGCCCUUGGGAUAUAUUUUUACCCUGUGGUGUGGUGGAGAGACUGGGUCAUGGAUGACGGCGGCAUUUACGUCUACGGUUGCUCUAGCGUUAGUGAUGUGCUAUAAGCUCGUUUGCUGGUGGGAAUAUGGGAAACAGAAGCAUCCUGUGGUACGGCCUCUUUUAUGUUAUGUUACGGAAGGCAGCGAUUGGCGGGUGGUCGCUAAUACUAUCAACAUUGCUUUUCGAAGCGUGGAUAAAGUAUGUAUACCAUUGACUGCCACUAGCAAGUUGGUGGCCACUGACGCUUGGCUCCUCAGAGUUACACAAUAUGGUGUGAAUGCUGUAAAGCAUGAAGAUUGUUCCUUAUUUGCUACUGCUACUGACAACCACACGCUGACUCCAACGGGUGAGGGAGAGGUGCAAUAUGUGAAUGUAGAAUUGAUCCCGUACCGGCCUGAUGUAGAGCCCUUCUCUUUCCGACUGACGACGAACGCACUGCGCGAGCUGCAGCCCCGCUUGCCGCGACCCGUGCGCGUGCCCGAACAUAUCUCGCUAAUGCCCACCGUUGUUGAGAGAUUUAUCACACAGUUUAAACAUUAUGUCGACCAGAACCCUACCUACUAUUUUGAUCAGGAGGUGGAGCAGUGCAUUGGGUGCAUGCAGAACAUGGCGGACGUGAAGCUGGACCGGCGCUGCCAGCCUGUACCCGAGGCGUUCGCCGGCAUCGCGCCGCCGCCCUGCCAGCAGUGUAACUGCAGGUAUGCCAAAACACCGGACACACAUACUAUAUUUAUAAUAUACCAAUAUACCUUGAAUUAUUGUAAAAUUCACAUGACAUUAAAAUUUACUGCCUACAAAGGUGGUGAAAGACCAAAGAAAAUAUAGAUUGUGAUAGAGGAUAUGCUUAAGAAGUGAGUGAAUUAAGAUAUGAUGGCUGAUAGAGCGGGGAGAUCAAUUCAUUCUGUGCCGAAAUCCAUAACCAAGUUAAUGAAAAUGACAAUCUUUACGAAAUUAACAUGAACAUAAAUCUUGGUCCUUCGAGUCGGAUAACGUAAAACACAUCAUGAAGACGAAAUGUCUGCUGUAAGUGUUAUGUA
This is a messenger RNA of Papilio polytes (common Mormon), 1605 nucleotides long. Its product is annotated as E3 ubiquitin-protein ligase TM129. The coding region runs from base 329 to 1393 and encodes 354 amino acids. Gene Ontology annotation, biological process: protein ubiquitination. Gene Ontology annotation, molecular function: ubiquitin protein ligase activity. The record is from RefSeq and is a predicted model, not a curated record. Gene Ontology annotation, cellular component: membrane; endoplasmic reticulum. The transcript is spliced from 4 exons. NCBI's taxonomy places the organism in Eukaryota, Metazoa, Arthropoda, Insecta, Lepidoptera, Papilionidae.